AUGGAAGGCAUGGAUAUGAGCAGCACCAGCUCUAGCUCGCACAGUAUGAGCUCUUCAAGCUCUAUGAGCAUGGAUAUGGUAUUCAAAAAUACUCACGAUACGCCACUUUUCUCCAAUGCUUGGACUCCUUCAUCCUCGGGUAGCUUUGCAGGCACAUGUAUUUUUUUAAUUAUUCUCGCCAUCAUCGACCGGUGCCUCAUCGCUUUCAAAGCAACCAUGGAGCGCCACUGGCUCGCCACACAUCUCAACCGACGAUAUGUCACUGUGGCUGGCAAAAGCAGCGAAGCUGGCAACAUCGACUCCGACCCGGAUGCAAAACUCGCAUCACUCAUCACCGCGCAAGGCGUUGAGGAGUCAGUCAAAGUUGUGCACAACAUCAAUCGUGGGCCAAUUCCCUGGCGAUUUAGCGUUGAUCUACCACGAGCACUACUGUUUCUAUGUAUUGUGGGCAUAUCAUACCUACUCAUGCUAGCUGUCAUGACUAUGAACAUCGGCUAUUUCUGCUCGGUGCUUGGGGGCGCUUUCCUCGGGGAAUUGGCGGUCGGCCGUUUUAUUCAAACUAAUGAGCACGGACAUUGA
Penicillium hordei is the source of this 579-nucleotide messenger RNA. RefSeq names its product copper transporter family protein. Gene Ontology annotation, molecular function: copper ion transmembrane transporter activity. Gene Ontology annotation, biological process: copper ion transmembrane transport; intracellular copper ion homeostasis. The coding region runs from base 1 to 579 and encodes 192 amino acids. Gene Ontology annotation, cellular component: plasma membrane. The transcript has 2 exons. The record is from RefSeq and is a predicted model, not a curated record. NCBI's taxonomy places the organism in Eukaryota, Fungi, Ascomycota, Eurotiomycetes, Eurotiales, Aspergillaceae.